Messenger RNA from Acomys russatus (golden spiny mouse), 615 nucleotides. RefSeq names its product translocase of inner mitochondrial membrane 13 (gene Timm13). NCBI's taxonomy places the organism in Eukaryota, Metazoa, Chordata, Mammalia, Rodentia, Muridae. The transcript has 3 exons. Bases 94 to 381 code for a protein of 95 amino acids. The record is from RefSeq and is a predicted model, not a curated record.
GGGAGCCGACGCGGCCUCCGUUUCCCGUGGUUCUCCGGCUUCCGGUGCCUUCGGGUCCGCGCGCGCUGCCGCGGCCCGGGUGAGUGCGCAGCCAUGGACAGCGGCUUCGGCUCGGAUUUCGGCGGCGCGGGUGGCGGGAAGCUGGACCCGGGGGCCAUUAUGGAGCAGGUGAAAGUGCAGAUCGCCGUGGCCAACGCGCAGGAGCUGCUGCAGAGGAUGACCGACAAGUGCUUCCGGAAGUGCAUCGGGAAGCCGGGGGGCUCCUUGGAUAACUCUGAGCAGAAAUGCAUCGCCAUGUGCAUGGACCGAUACAUGGACGCCUGGAAUACCGUGUCCCGCGCCUACAACUCUCGGCUGCAGCGGGAACGAGCCAACAUGUGACGGGAUCUGGACCUCUGGACGCCGUGCCCACGGUCACGGUCGGAACUGUUUCCCCACCAGCAAGGGCCGCUCCUGUGCAGCGGCCCGAAGUCUGGCAGCAUGGUGGCCUUUCCCCCUCCCCGGGCUGCUGUGCACAGCUCCGAGGAGCAGUUUGAGCUCGGGGAUCUGGCGGACUCCACCUGAGCUGUGAGCUCAUGAGGGCUGGCCAAUAAAUGGCUGCUGGGGCCGAAAAGG